AUGACAGAUAUCACGCCAACAUCGAGUAAAAAACUCACCUCCAGACUCUCGCAGGCACUUGAGUCGGGAGCACAAGAAGGCCCUAUUGUCCUCACGGACUCGGAAGAUGAAGACGAAUUUGUCAAAAAGUAUGGGGACAUCGACUUCCAAUAUAUCAAACGGCCCCGAACUUCGUUCUGGUUCACCCGCCCACACGCCCUCAACUACUUCCAAGACGGAGUGUUGUACCGCACCAAGGGUGAACGGCUGUCCACCAAAACAGAGUUGUUUUUGGACUUGAUGUACGUGGGGAUCAUCGCUAACUUAGCGGGGGAUGCCACUGAGCACGCUGGCUGGGGCGCUUUAUUGAAGUAUAUUUUGUUGUUUGUGGCGGUGUGGACCGUGUGGUGCGACAUCAAGGACUUCACCAACUACUACUACAACGAGGACUUGAGCCAAAAGGUAUAUAUCUUGUGGAUUUUGGCACUAUUGACGGUAUUUUGCAAUAACCAAACACAGAUAUUGGCCAACCGACUGGGAGCUGCGUUUGUGGUUGGGCCAUAUAUUUUGUGCCGGGUGUCAUUGGCAUUGGGUCUAUUUGUGUACACCUUUUGGAUUCCCGAGCACCGGGUGCAGCAGCGGGUCUACAGUGCCACCAUUAUGGUGACGUCGUGCCUCUGGAUCAUCGUGGUGUUUGUGGGCACCCGGGCCAAAAUCGGCUUGGCGGUAGCCAUCAUGGUGUUGGAGAACGUGUGCUUCGUUACCUGCUUCACACCGUGGUUCAAGCGUCAGUUGGGAUUGACAACCUCCACCGCCUUGAACAUCGAACACGAAGUCGAGCGGUUCUCGGUGUUUGUGACCAUUGCCAUCGGGGAGUUUUUGUAUAAGAUUGUGGCUGGUGGUGACUUGGACUUGGGAUUCCAAGUCCAUUUGUGGCGAGGGUUAUUAUUGUUGGUGGACGCCUACGUGUUGUUUUGGAUCUAUAGCUACGGGUCGAUGGCUCGUCGGGCCACGCAUGCGUUGAGGCACUCGGCGUUCCGAGCAGUUCUGUGGAUCUAUUUGCACUUGCCGUUAGUAGCCUCCAUUGUGUUGGCAGCCGAUGCCGGAGGAGACUUGGUGCUGAUCAACGAGACGAAGGAAGCGGAGGAAGCGGAGGAAGCGGUCGACAUCACCGCCGUCAAGUUCUUCUUUACCGGCGGGUUGUGUGUGGCAUUGGUAUCGAUGGGGUUAUUGGGGUUGACAGAUGAUCCCAAGGAUCCGCCCGAAACCUAUAUAGUGGGACGGUUUUGGCGGGUGGUGUUUCGGAUUCCGGUGGGGGUGAUUGUGUUGGUGUUGCCGUUUGGCGACUUGGGCAUCACCGGGAUUAUGGGGGUUGCUACGAUAUUGAUGGUGGUGUUGUUGGUGUGGGAGUCUGUGAGUGGGACGCCGAAGAAUUGUCUUUUUGGCGGGAGUCGAUAG
Molecule: messenger RNA, 1437 nt
Organism: Yamadazyma tenuis ATCC 10573
Lineage: Eukaryota; Fungi; Ascomycota; Pichiomycetes; Serinales; Debaryomycetaceae
Source: RefSeq, a predicted model, not a curated record